AUGGAAAAAUAUGAGAUAAUUAAAGAUAUUGGAUCAGGAAACUUUGGUGUUGCAAAGCUUGUAAGAGAAAAAUGGAGUGGAGAGUUAUAUGCUGUUAAGUUCAUUGAAAGAGGCUUCAAGAUUGAUGAACACGUGCAAAGGGAGAUUAUAAAUCACAGGUCCUUGAAACAUCCCAAUAUUGUUAGAUUUAAAGAGGUGUUGAUUACUUCAACUCAUUUAGCAAUAGUGAUGGAAUAUGCUGCUGGGGGUGAACUGUUUGAAAGAAUAUGUAGUGCUGGUAGAUUCAGUGAGGACGAGGCAAGAUAUUUCUUCCAGCAGUUGAUUUCUGGAGUUAGCUAUUGCCAUUCAAUGGAAAUUUGCCAUAGAGAUCUUAAGCUCGAAAACACACUUCUAGAUGGAAGCUCGGCACCGCGGCUCAAAAUAUGCGACUUUGGUUACUCGAAGUCAUCUGUUCUGCACUCCCAACCAAAAUCAACUGUCGGAACCCCGGCUUAUAUCGCACCAGAGGUCUUAUCAAGAAGAGAAUAUGAUGGAAAGAUUGCAGAUGUUUGGUCUUGUGGGGUGACUUUGUAUGUGAUGCUUGUUGGUGCUUAUCCUUUUGAAGAUCCAGAAGACCCAAGAAACUUCAGAAAAACACUUCAGCGAAUUCUUAGCGUCCACUAUUCUAUUCCAGACUAUGUCCGCAUCAGUCAAGAGUGCAGACAUCUUUUAUCAAUAAUAUUUGUCGCCAACCCCGAGAAGAGAAUUACCAUACCAGAGAUUAAAAUGCACCCAUGGUUCCUAAAAAACUUACCGCUAGAAUUCGCAGAGGGUGAAAAUAAUUUACAGACCAAUGAAAACAAUUCAUCAUCACAAAGCAUAGAAGAAACACUGUCCAUAAUUCAAGAAGCUAGAAAAGCAGGUGAUGGUCCAAAAGUGGGUGAGCAGUUUGUUGGGGGCAGUAUGGAUCUUGAUGAUUUAGAUGCAGAUGCUGACAUAGAUGACAUCGAAACUAGUGGUGAUUUUGUUUGUGCUUUAUGA
Molecule: messenger RNA, 1020 nt
Organism: Lathyrus sativus (Indian pea)
Lineage: Eukaryota; Viridiplantae; Streptophyta; Magnoliopsida; Fabales; Fabaceae
Source: the annotation of a GenBank genome assembly